Messenger RNA from Closterium sp. Yama58-4, 984 nucleotides. Lineage: Eukaryota; Viridiplantae; Streptophyta; Zygnematophyceae; Desmidiales; Closteriaceae. The record is from the annotation of a GenBank genome assembly.
AUGGGGACUCCCAAAAAUUCCAGAAUCCACGCCCCUUCAUGGAGCAGAGCGGAGCUUGCCUCAUCUCCAUGCACUGUACGAGUGGAGGAGGCCGUUUCAUCAACCGAACUCAGAGCUGCUGCGUCCCUUCGGUCGUUUUGCUUCUUCACUUGUCCCCCUGACCGUUCAUCAGAAUUCGUUGAGCGACAUUUGUUUAUGAAGGCCAUGGAGGAGGCGCAAUGCUUGGAAGAUAAGGUUGCUGGACUCCUUCCUGGCUUCAACCGGGUCUCAUGUUUAGUAGCCACUGUACCUGAACCCAGCGGCGCAAUCUUGCAACCUGGUCAAGAGCCUCGUGCAUCUCUGCAAGUCGCUCACGGAUGGGUUGUUGGAACUUUGGACCUGAAUUUAGGGCUUCGCUUGCCUGGUGAAAAUCUUGGCGGAAAGUACCCUGAUAAGGGGUUGCACAUAGAGUCAAGACGAGCCUAUCUAUCUAAUGUUUGCGUGGCGCCAGCUGCCAGAAGACUUGGAGUUGCCUACAGAUUGAUGCAGUCUGCACGAGAUCUUGCACGAAGUUGGGGUGUGGAGCAUCUGUAUGUUCAUGUCGUCAAGAAUAACGACCCUGCACGACUGUUAGCAUCCCUCGCUCUGGCAGGUGGUGCAAUCACGCGCGGGGAGCGAGGAGAGGAGGGCGAACCGUGGAUGAGUGAAGGCCCGAGGAUUCCCGAGGAGUGGGGUACAGAGGAGGCGGUGGGCGGAGGAGGAGAGGCGUCUUUGAUCCCUUCUCCUUCACCUCGUCAGUCUCUGCACACUUCUCCUUCUCCUUCUCCUUCUCCUUCUCCUUCUCCUUCUCCUUCUCCUUCUCCUUCUCCUUCUCCUUCUCCUUCUCCUUCUCCUUCUCCUUCUCCUUCUCCUUCUCCUUCUCCUUCUCCUUCUCCUUCUCCUUCUCCUUCUCCUUCUCCUUCUCCUUCUCCUUCUCCUUCUCCUUCUCCUUCUCCUUCUCCUUGA